CAAACAUAAAUUGCAUAGUUCUGCGUACUUUUUGCUUUAUAAAGAUCAAAAUUCAAUACAGGUACAACUAAAACACCGAAAGACAAUAAUUGGUUUGGUAUUGCAAGCGUUAAAUAAUUUUAAGAAAAAAUGAAACUUUACCGUGUUUUAAUGGUGUUAGUCCUUGGAAAUGUUUUGGCAGUUACAGAAAUUGACUAUAAGAUGGAGGUAUACACAACAAACCACAUGCUUGGAUCAAUAGAACCAGGUGAAGUGGACGAACUAGUGCAAAGUUUUAUAUGUUCAUUCAUUGCAAUUCCGCCGUUGGCUUUGUUGUUGUUCGCGCCAGAAAGCGCACCCACUGACGCUAACGAGGAAUAUUCGCUAGAUGUGGUAGAAGGAGAGCAAACAAUACAGUUAAGAAUAAGUGACUAUGAUGCAGCAAGGCAAAACGCUGGUGAAAUGGUGGACAUAAAUUUGGAUAACAUUACUCUGUCAGAUAUGGGAGGCACCAGAAGAAAUAUAACUGAGGCAUCUGUAAGACGUUUACUCGAGGAGGUCGAAAGUGAUCCCGAAAAUGUGCCGUUUUCAACACAUGAGAUAUGUCGUUUAAUAGCGUUGUUCGUAACUGCAAAAGACCUAACAAAACGCUUUACCGUUGUGUUAGACAGUCGCCGAGAUUGUCAUCUUACUGAUGAGUCACAUUGUGUGUACAGGUACAGAAAGUUUAGCGAAGGCUACUAUGAAGUAUCGGGCAUUAAUAACAGACCAGGUGCCAAACUCACAAACGGGCCAAGACCACCCUAUAACAAAUGCUGCACAAUUACAUAAAGCGAUUAUUGUCCAAUGACCAAAGUCACCUAAUCUAUACAUAAAUGUAUAAAUAUGAUUGUCACAAGUGGCUGUUUUAUUUUAUUUUCAACACAUUACUAUAUAAUAUAUAGACAUGUAAACUACAAUAAAAAAGUAGUCUUAAUGUCACUUUACCAAAUAAUUUUUACUACGCACCUCGUGUACUUGA
This is a messenger RNA of Adelges cooleyi (spruce gall adelgid), 1000 nucleotides long. RefSeq lists its product as uncharacterized. Lineage: Eukaryota; Metazoa; Arthropoda; Insecta; Hemiptera; Adelgidae. The transcript is spliced from 11 exons. The coding region runs from base 130 to 810 and encodes 226 amino acids. The record is from RefSeq and is a predicted model, not a curated record.